Molecule: messenger RNA, 1752 nt
Organism: Ascochyta rabiei
Lineage: Eukaryota; Fungi; Ascomycota; Dothideomycetes; Pleosporales; Didymellaceae
Exons: 2
Coding region: 1-1752 (583 amino acids)
Biological process (GO): malate transmembrane transport
Cellular component (GO): membrane
Molecular function (GO): malate transmembrane transporter activity
Source: RefSeq, a predicted model, not a curated record
AUGGACAGACAGGACACCUUCUACACGGCUCGUCUCCAUCCCACCGCCGACAAAAGCCGCAGAGCGAGCGUAGACACGGUUUCCAGUGCAGCCGACCGUCGCCGCUGGCGAAACCAUGCUCACGUGCUCACACCGGAACCGCAGUAUGUGGAAAGAGAUCCCUUCGAUGAGUUUGCAGUCAAUCUACCACCCGCAACCCCACGGAGAAGCUUAGAUGAAAAGACCGCAGAGGGAAGCCAAGACGGUGGCGUAGAGACCGAGGAAGAGAUAGAAGCCGGCACUGAAAGUCAAGGACCGCGAGACGGUGCCGUCCCGGGCGGAAACGGAGUCGAAGUUAGAGAAGACGACCAAGGAGAAAUAGAGAAGAAAGCAGAUCCCAACGACGAUGCAUACGACACGGCGCCGCAACAACGCCACGCCAAACUCCCCUGGCGCGAGCGCAUCCGUCAUUUCACGUGGACCUGGUUCUGCCUCACAAUGGCCACGGGCGGCAUCGCCAAUGUGCUCUAUGCCAUGCCCUUCCGCUUUCGAGGUCUCUACGCCCUGGGCUGCCUAUUCUUCAUUGGCAACAUGGUUCUCUUCCUCUUCAACGUCGCGAUGAUAUCCUGUCGCUUCUACUUCUACCCGCGCACGUUCCGCGCGUCGUUCUUGCAUCCUACAGAGAGCCUGUUCAUUCCGUCGGCGAUUGUGAGCUUUGGGAUCAUUAUGAUGAAUAUCAGUCAGUAUGGUGUCGGCUCGGUGGGCCAGGGCCGGUGGCUGCAACAUGUAAUGAUUGUGCUGUUUUGGGUGGACUGCGGACUUGCUGUUACCUUCUCUCUUGGUAUCUAUCUGAUCAUGUGGUCAUCCACCACGUUUACGAUCAAUCAGAUGACCCCGAUUUGGAUCUUUCCAGCUUACCCCCUUUUAAUUAUCGGUCCCCAUGCCGGCAGCCUAGCCCCUAAGGUCUCAGACCAGAACACAGCUCUCAGCAUCAUCCUCGGUGGCUACAUCAUCCAGGGCAUCGGGUUCCUCGUUUCGCUCAUGAUCUACGCGGCCUUCAUCUACCGCCUCAUGACGCAGAAACUCCCUAAGGAAUCUCUCCGCCCAGGAAUGUUCAUCUCCGUCGGUCCGUCGGGCUUCACAAUCGCAGGCAUCAUCACAAUGGGCCAGGAGCUGCCCAAAGUCGUGCCGCCCGACUUCAUGGGCGAGGGAAACGGAGAGCUUGCCGGCAAAGUGGGCAUGAUCAUGGCCAACUUCAUGGGUCUUUGGCUCUGGGGCCUUGCGCUGUGGUUCUUCUUCGUCAGCGUGGGCGCACAUUGGAGCUGUGCCAGGAGAGGCAGGAUGGAUUUCGCCAUGACGUGGUAUUCGUUUGUAUUCCCCAACACCGCCCUAACAACUGCUACGUUUGCGAUUGCGAAGGCGCUGGAUGGGAACACGGCAAUUAGGUACGUGGGGUGCACCAUGACGAUUGCGCUGAUCCUGAUGUGGAUAUUCGUCGUGGUCAUGAAUGUCAGGGCCGUGUUUAUCCAUCAGAUUCUCUGGCCGGAGAAACAAGAGGACAGGACUGAGGGUGGAUGGAAGCAGCAGACUGCCGAUGAGCAGAGGAGGCGCGUCGGUGAUGGAGGGGAGAGUGCAGUGGGGAGGAUUGUCAGAACCGUUAGUCGUAGGGGUCUGGAGGUGCCCAGUGGAGCUGCGAAACCUACUCGGACGCAGACAGACAGCGGGCAGAGGAGAAGGCAGUGGAGUUCUAUGAGCAACAGAGAGGGGCGAUGA